Messenger RNA from Kuraishia capsulata CBS 1993, 522 nucleotides. RefSeq lists its product as uncharacterized. Bases 1 to 522 code for a protein of 173 amino acids. The record is from RefSeq and is a predicted model, not a curated record. The transcript has a single exon. NCBI's taxonomy places the organism in Eukaryota, Fungi, Ascomycota, Pichiomycetes, Pichiales, Pichiaceae.
AUGUUGUUCCACACGAUUGGCCCAUCUCUUCUGGUUUCAAGCGAAACAGACAUCUUAUGUACUGCACAGUAUCACGCCAACCAAAAAACUAGCCCCGAAUCGCCCGCGGACUCACCGGUGUCCUCACUGACUCAGCGGCUCGUGGAGCGCGCGAGGUGGAACACCAUCGGCACCGGACUUAGAGGCAUGUUUGACGGUUGGCAUUUCGAAGAGCAUGUGGAUGAUACGAGCACUGGAUCGGUGCUGAAGACGCCGUCCCCGUGGCUACACUCGCAUAGCAGAAUGCGACCGAAAGACAGAGUGGCGCACAUGUACCAAAAGUUCAGGAAUCUACGACUGAGAGAUAGGCCUUGGGCCAGAGACAAGACUUGCGCCAAAUCGCCCGAAACCGCCAGUUUGGUGGCUCCCGCUAUCGGCAUCGGCCCGGUGUGGAGCAGUUCUGGUAGCAGGGCCGACGACCUCGGUUUUGCUGCAAAUGCUGACUCGAACACCGAGACAUGUCAGACACGAGACAAAAGAUAA